AUGAAGAUCGAAGAUCAGAAGAGCAAAAUGGUUGGGUUGGAGUCUCUCCUGUGUAUUCUUCUUUUAAUAGGAUUUACUAUCGCUAAUGCUUUGCCCUAUGACUACACGGCUUCCAUCGAGUGUUUGGCAAGUCCUCACAAACCUCAAUACCAUGGAGGAAUCAUACAAAACCCAGAGCUGAAUGAAGGGUUGAAGGGAUGGGUUGCGUUUGGAGAUGCUAAAAUAGAGCACAGAAAAAUGGGAAACAACAGAUUCAUUGUGGCUAAAUCCAGAGUUCACCCUCACGAUAGUGUCUCACAAAAUCUUUACCUGCAAAAGAACAAAAUCUACACUUUCUCUGCCUGGAUUCAAGUGAGUAAGGGAAAAGUUCCAGUAUCAGCUUUUUUGAAGACCCAAACAGGGAGCAAAUAUGCUGGUGCUGUUUUCGCCGAGUCCAAUUGCUGGUCCAUGCUUAAAGGUGGCCUCACUGUUGAUGCCUCUGGCCCUGUUCAACUCUAUUUUGGGAGUAACGACACAUCGGCUGACAUAUGGGUGGAUAGCAUCUCAUUACAACCAUUCACACAAAAACAAUGGAUGUCUCAUCAAGAUCAAGCCCUUGAAAAGACUCGAAGGACGAAGGUAAGAAUCCAGGCAGUGGAUAGUGAAGGAAAACCCUUAUCUAAUGCUACAAUCAUAGUUGAACAAAAGAGAGCUAGCUUCCCAUUUGGCUGUGCUAUAAACAAAAACAUCCUCUCCAACAACGCCUAUCAGAAUUGGUUCAACUCCAGGUUUACAGUGACAGUAUUUGAAGAUGAAAUGAAGUGGUAUAGCACAGAACCUUCUCAGGGCAAAGUGGAUUACUCAGUCCCUGACGCCAUGCUUCAAUUUGCCAAGAAGAAUAAUAUUCAAGUCCGUGGCCACAACGUGUUCUGGGAAGAUCCCAAGUUUCAGCCAUGGUGGGUCAAAUCACUUUCACCAACUGAUCUUUCCAAGGCCGCAACGAAUAGGAUCAACUCUAUCAUGUCAAGGUACAAAGGGCAAGUCAUUGGCUGGGAUGUUGUUAAUGAGAAUCUGCACCAUGAUUUCUUUGAGAGCAAGUUAGGGAAUACUGCUUCUGCAGUUUUCUACAACUUGGCUCAGAAGAUUGAUGGAGGUUCGACUUUGUUCUUGAAUGAAUAUAAUACCAUUGAAGAUGGAAGAGAUGGUAAAUCUACACCAGCAAAGUACCUGCAAAAGUUGAGAGAUAUUAAGGCAUUUCCCGGUAACCAAAAUUUGAAAUUGGGGAUUGGACUUGAAUCCCAUUUCAGUCGUUCAGCUCCAAACCUUGCUUAUAUAAGAGCUUCCAUAGAUACACUUGGUGCAACCAAUUUGCCAAUUUGGCUCACAGAGCUAGAUGUUCAAAGCAACCCCAAUCAGGCUAAUUACUUGGAGCAGAUUCUAAGGGAGGCACAUAGUCACCCAAAAGUGGCCGGCAUAGUGAUUUGGGCAGCCUGGAAACCACAGGGAUGUUAUGCCAUGUGUCUGACAGAUAACAAUUUCAAGAACUUGCCUACUGGUGAUGUAGUUGACAAGUUACUGGCUGGACGGUUUGCUACUAAGUCCGUGGUUGGCAGGACGGAUGGUAAUGGCUUCUUUGAGGCGUCCCUUAUCCACGGAGAUUACAGUGUGAAAAUUCAUCACUCAUCUGCAGAAAAUUCAUCUUUGGUUCAAAGCCUUAAUGUGGUAUCAAGUAUUGGUACAGCUAAAGAAACAUUGCUUGUGCAGUUUUCCGGUUGAAUCUUUUCUUUGAUGGGCUUAUCUUUGUGGGUUUAGGAUGAUAAUGGUUGGUGAGGUUACUUCAAUUUAGGGGUUACAGAUUCUUUGCUGAGAUAUAAAAAACCAAAAAAUAAGAAAAAGGGAAGAAACAAAGAAAGGGAAAUCAACUAGUCUACUGCACGAGCGACUAUGAACUCAGUUAUUUCUUUGUGGCGUAUGAGGAGAAUAAUGGAUUAGAAACAUGCCAUCUCUGCUUAAAUUUCAAAAAAGAAUACAGUUAAAUUCCCAUGCUUCAUUCUGUGCAAGGAAAUAGGGUAGAUUUCAAUUACGUACGAUACCUAAACUUAGUUCAAUACUCUCUCUCUCUCU
Manihot esculenta (cassava) is the source of this 2103-nucleotide messenger RNA. Its product is annotated as endo-1,4-beta-xylanase 5. The record is from RefSeq and is a predicted model, not a curated record. The coding region runs from base 1 to 1755 and encodes 584 amino acids. Gene Ontology annotation, molecular function: hydrolase activity, hydrolyzing O-glycosyl compounds. Lineage: Eukaryota; Viridiplantae; Streptophyta; Magnoliopsida; Malpighiales; Euphorbiaceae. Gene Ontology annotation, biological process: carbohydrate metabolic process. The transcript is spliced from 7 exons.